AUGAAGUUUGCAUUCUUCUGUCUUAGAUGUGCAAAAAUAGAAUAGGCUGUAACACUUGUAGAAUAAGCAUUAUCUUUUGAUGGUCAUAAUCAAUAAAAUUAAUUACUAUUAGCUGGUUUAUAUUAAAAAAGAGAAAAGAUUUCAGAAGCUAAAUUUAUUUUGGAAUUAUUAUUAGAUUAAGAUCCAAAUAAUCUAAUUUAUCAUCUUUUUUACAAUCUUAUUAUUUAAUAAUAAGAUUAAGAAUUAGCAGAUUUCAUGAUGCAAAAAGCAGAGAGAAUAUGGCUUAGACAACUGAAUCUAAUUAAAUAAGAAGGAAUGCAUCAUGAAGAUCCUUAGCUAUUUGAUCUUCCUUGGAUUAAGAUUCCUAUUCCAGUUCCAGAUAAACCUGAAAAAGAUAAAGCAAUUUUAGAACAAAGAGAAUAAUAAAGAAUUGCUUGGGAGAAUGCUCAUAAUUAACCAUAAUUGACUGAAUAAUAAUAGGAUCAGAUGAUAUUGUAACUGGUGGAAUUCUUUGAGAAUGCUUGCCUUUUUGAGUUGGCUGAAUAAUCAUUGAGUCUUUUAAAUGAUCAAUCUCAUAAUAAAAUUACUAUGUUAAGAGCUAAGAUAUACUUAUAUAAGUCUGAAUAUGCUCAGUGCUUGGAUUUAAUUGAAAAUAUGCUAGAAUUUAAUCCUGAAGACUUGGAUAUACGUAUUGAAUACAUAAAAGUAUUGUUUAAGAGUCAAGAUUUUGAUAAAUGUGAAAAAUAGAUUAAAUUCGUAUUACCAAAUCCCUAACUAAGAGAGGAUCCGAUUAUUUAUUUUAGUAUGUAUUUGAUGUUGGGUUCAAUUUAUAUAAAUGAAAAAUAAUUUGGGAAUGCUAGAGCAGUAUUCACAAAAGCUUGUUAAAUUAAGGAUAAUUCAUCAUUGUCUUGGAUGGGAUUGGGUAUAUCUUCUCAUGAAUGCGGAAAGUAUAAAGAGGCAGAAGAUGCCUUAAGAAUGGCUAAUCUUUAUGAACCUACAAAUGAUACGGUCUGGGGAUAUAUUGCUUUAAAUUGUUUAAAGGAUGGUAAAAGGUUCAGAGAUGCUAAUUCAGCCUUGAAAGAGAUGAAUAAAACUGAUGCUGGAUAAGUAAAUUUAAUGGUUCGCUUAAGCAAAGAGUUUUAUAAUAUCGAAGAAUAUUUAACAGCUAAAGAAUUAUUACAAAAGGCCAUAAACUGGGCUAAGAUUUAAGAUAUGCUUACUGAGGAAAUUAAUUAAUUUGAAAUAUAAUUAGCAGAAACAAAUGAAAAGCUUGGGUAACUCUAAUAAGCUCUAGAUAUUUAUUAAGAGAUUUUAAAUGGAGAGUGCGGAUCUUUGGAAGAACACUUAAAAUAAUAAAUAAAUAGACUACAUUUCCAAAUCAAUAUAAAGUAUUGA
Messenger RNA from Paramecium tetraurelia, 1395 nucleotides. RefSeq lists its product as uncharacterized. The transcript has 3 exons. Gene Ontology annotation, cellular component: extracellular exosome; motile cilium. Gene Ontology annotation, molecular function: protein binding. NCBI's taxonomy places the organism in Eukaryota, Ciliophora, Oligohymenophorea, Peniculida, Parameciidae. Gene Ontology annotation, biological process: cilium movement; cilium assembly. The record is from RefSeq and is a predicted model, not a curated record.